UAUCUGUUAAACGCAUGUCCUUACAGUUCUUCGGAGCCCUAACUUGAAGUGCUGACACAGAAAGCCUCACAUGUCCCAGACACUCCCUCCGAACACGUUCCUUGCGUCUGACGGGAAACUAUACACCAUGGACGGGAAGUACGUCCUUCAAAACAAUGACUGGAUCCCAUGCCAAAGCGUCGGCCACAACGAUACGUCUAGUCAGCAGAAUCAGUUCGAUCAAGCUCAAUCAGGACCUUCAGUCGGACCUGGCACUGGGGAUGACAUUAGUGCAGCCAUGCACGCGCAAUUUGGGCAAGUUCCUCCAUCGCAACCCCAGCUGCCGCGCCAGCCGGCAACCACUCCAUUUCAACCGACGGGCAGACCGGCUGCUCCUCCAAUCGAAUUAGACCCGUGCUUCAGGGCGGCGAAGGAUCGACAUAUAAUGAUUGGGGCUUUUGUCGAUGCUUCGGAUGCUAUAUCUGGUCGAAAGGGAUAAUGGCGAUCGAUGAUAUUUAGCCGGUAUAGCAUGUCCGAUGGAAUGUUAUGGUAGAUCUACACUACUGUAACCGUGGAUCUUCAAUGUCUCAUGGCUCGAAGCAAUGAAGUUCCUUUCUUUCUCUAAUGUCUCGAAUGCUCCAAUACACCUAAGACUCUGAGGGCAGCUUUCAUCUCGUCGGGUU
Cucurbitaria berberidis CBS 394.84 is the source of this 662-nucleotide messenger RNA. RefSeq lists its product as uncharacterized. NCBI's taxonomy places the organism in Eukaryota, Fungi, Ascomycota, Dothideomycetes, Pleosporales, Cucurbitariaceae. The transcript has a single exon. The coding region runs from base 71 to 478 and encodes 135 amino acids. The record is from RefSeq and is a predicted model, not a curated record.